Molecule: messenger RNA, 470 nt
Organism: Condylura cristata (star-nosed mole)
Lineage: Eukaryota; Metazoa; Chordata; Mammalia; Eulipotyphla; Talpidae
Product: C-C motif chemokine 15-like
Exons: 3
Coding region: 51-353 (100 amino acids)
Biological process (GO): monocyte chemotaxis; cellular response to interleukin-1; neutrophil chemotaxis
Cellular component (GO): extracellular region
Molecular function (GO): CCR chemokine receptor binding; chemokine activity
Source: RefSeq, a predicted model, not a curated record
GAGCAGAGCGCCCAGGAGUCUACAGGCCGGCUCUGCCUGCACACAGGAAGAUGAAGCUCUCUGCAGCAGCCCUCCUCUUCCUCUUCUUGGCAGCAGCCCUGGCCGAUGAACUCCAGGUUUCGCAGGAUACCGCCGUGCACAAUGCUGCUGACUGCUGCUUCAGCCUCAGCACACAAAGAAUCCGAUGUAGGAACAUGAAGGAUUACUCUGAGACCAGUGGGUGCUCCCUGGAUGCUGUCAUCUUCCUCAACAAGAAAGGGAAGAAGAUCUGUACAGAUCCACGUGAAGAAAAAGUUUUGAAUUGCAUGAAAGACCUGAAAUUAAGGAAGGAAAGAUCAAGGAAACAGACUUGACUGAAAAGAAGGCUGCCGAUGCCUCACCUUGCCUCCACCUCUCACCUGACUGCUUCCUGGGAGUUUCUUAAACUGAUUUACUUUUUUGAAAGCAGCAAUUACUAUUCUGUUCUGGCU